GGACUGAGUGCUGCCAGCUGGGCGCAUUGGCCGCUGCUCGAACGCCCGCAUUCGUGGGCUCAGCCGCUUCAAAGCUCUCUCAUAGUAGAGCAUAGAUCGAAACAAGCGCGAAACUGCAGCAACGAGGCUUCAAAUAGCCUCUCAGACUCCACCACUCCGCACCACGCCAGCCGCAGCGUCGCGCCAGGCAACACGACGCGUGCCGCGAUUCUACUCCUCGCACGAGCGAUGGCGUCGCGCGCCCUGAAGCUCGCCGCGCGCAAAGCAGCGACGCCGAAGACGCCGGCUUGGUUCGUCGGCACGGACCCGCUCGGCGACGGCCUCGUCGAGGACCCGCCGACGCGCUCAAAAACGGGCGAGUUCAUCUUUAAUGAUGCCCCCGAUUUUAAGCCCAACCUGUCUCCAGCUGAAGUGCUGCAGGCCGGUAGUUUCGGAGGUGGCUAUUUUCGCGACAUUACGUCCUCCGUAACGAAGACAACCUAUAAAGACGCCUGGAAGGAGUUACCUGCAGAUUGGUUGGAAGGUUUGGAUAUCAAGACGCAAGUAGCGUCGCAGACGUAUCGAACGUCGAUCAAUCGUUAUGGCGUGAACUGCGGCGUGAAGACCGAUAAAUCCGAUAGUUUCGGCCUCAAGGCCUGGGAAGCAAGUGGCUGGAUGGCCGCCCAGGACCCGUACGGGUGGUUCCAGUGGUACUGCCGUUUUUUUCAGGGAAGACGCUCUGAUGAUGACGAGCGCCAACUCAGCCGGUGGAUGAAGUGCUGCGGUCCUAAAGGUAGGUGGAAGUCGAACUUGAUCGGGAAGUGUUUGAGAGAUGGCAAGUCGUAUGACGACGCUUCUGUGUCUCCAGUCGUCCGGCAAACUUUACAGCACUGGGGCUACCGUCUGACGCGGGCGCAUUUUGAUGCUGGAAGCGCUAGGGUCAAGGCGAAGGGCGCCGCUUAUUUGCCGCGGUCCCAAUUACAACACGUGCUGGACAAGAAGCCCGCGGCGGCGGCGCCGGCGCCCAAGAAGCCGCGGGCGCCGCCGCGGAAGCGCGGCGACGACUCCGACGCCGACGAAGCGCCCAAGAAGCCGGCGGCGCGGAAGAAGCGCCGCUGAGUCCUGUCUCCCCUCCCCAGGUAAGGCUUGUUGUUCAA
Pelagomonas calceolata is the source of this 1136-nucleotide messenger RNA. The record is from the annotation of a GenBank genome assembly. Lineage: Eukaryota; Pelagophyceae; Pelagomonadales; Pelagomonadaceae.